This is a messenger RNA of Prosopis cineraria, 735 nucleotides long. Its product is annotated as trypsin inhibitor DE-3-like. The record is from RefSeq and is a predicted model, not a curated record. The coding region runs from base 48 to 644 and encodes 198 amino acids. Lineage: Eukaryota; Viridiplantae; Streptophyta; Magnoliopsida; Fabales; Fabaceae. Gene Ontology annotation, molecular function: endopeptidase inhibitor activity. The transcript has a single exon.
AUCUCGAUACCACUCACCAACACAUCCCAAAGUUCAAAGCAAUAAUAAUGAAGCCUUCCUUGUUUUCCCUCUCGGUUCUCUUUGCCUUCAUAUCAUCUUUUGCAACAGCCCAGUUCGUCCUUGACAUUGAGGGCAAUUACCUUAUCAAUGGUGGCACAUACUAUAUCCUUCCACAUAUCUGGGCUUUAGGUGGUGGCCUGAAGCUAGCCAAGACCGGAAACGAAACUUACCCUCUGAGUGUUGUUCAAUCGCCCUUUGAAACCGACAAUGGCUUGCCUUGGAGAAUUACGUCCCCAUUAAGAAUUAAAUUCAUCCCAGCCAACACUAGUUUGGACUUCUCUACUUUGGGCAAAGUACCUAGGUUGUGGAAGUGGGCUGUUGUUGAAGAAGAAGACGGGAACAAGCCUGUGAAAAUUAUUAGGUACGAGAACACUCUGAAGGGUUGGUUCAAGAUUCAACAGUAUAAUAGUUGGGCUUAUAAGAUUGUGUUUUGUCCCACUAAUGGUGAUUCUUGUGGAGAUCUUGGGAUUUCCAGGGACGAUGAUGGAAAGAGGCUUUUGGUUAUCACUGAUGAUAACCCUUUGUUUGUCGUGUUUGUCAAAGCUGAAUCAUCUGAUAGCCAAAUAAGAGCCUCUAUUAUUUGAAGUGUAAUAGACUAUGAAUAAGCAAUGUGCAGGAAGCUUAAAUAAUUCCUCGCAGUUUGUGGUGAUUAAAUCAAAUUACGCUUCAAGCUGC